AUGGGAAAAUCUCUGAAAUGUGAGUAUGAGUAUUGUGGGGGCAUUGGUGAAAGACAGGCAUUGGAAGGAUCACAUGGCUCUGUCUUCCAACUCAUCAUAAAGAACUUGGUGCUGGUUGGAAUAAUAGGAAUGGCUAUUCGCUUGCCUGGUAUUAUACAUGCUAAGCACAUUCUCUGCCAAUCAAACUCAUUUGCAAAGAGAGGAGCUUCCACAUUUUCGGAUGUUCCAAAAGGCCACCUUGCUAUAUAUGUUGGGGAGAGCGAAAUGAAGCGAUUCAUAGUUCCAGUAUCACUUCUAAACCAUCCUUCAUUCCAACUGUUGCUAGGCAAGGCUGAGGAAGAAUUUGGAUUUGAUCAUCCAUUGGGUGGUCACACAAUUCCCUGCAGCGAAGACCUCUUCAUUGAUCUCACUUCUCACUUACAUGAAUUGUUGUAA
Molecule: messenger RNA, 435 nt
Organism: Corylus avellana
Lineage: Eukaryota; Viridiplantae; Streptophyta; Magnoliopsida; Fagales; Betulaceae
Product: auxin-responsive protein SAUR23-like
Biological process (GO): response to auxin
Source: RefSeq, a predicted model, not a curated record